GAGCAGUGCCGCAGCGCUCGGGGCUGCGCACACCCCCACCCCCGCGUCGGAGUGCGCAGGCGCAGUGCGGGUCCGGUGCGUUGCGUUGAUUCGGAGAGAGCGGCCUGAGCGCGGCUUCAGACCUGCUGCAAACGCUGGGGGAUGGCAGUGAAUGUUUAUUCCACCUCUGUGACAAGUGAAAAUCUGAGCCGACAUGAUAUGUUGGCAUGGGUCAAUGACUCUCUCCAGCUCAAUUACACCAAAAUUGAACAACUAUGCUCUGGAACAGCAUAUUGUCAAUUUAUGGAUAUGCUAUUUCCGGGUUGCAUUCAUUUAAAGAAGGUGAAAUUCCAAGCAAAAUUGGAGCAUGAAUAUAUCCAUCAUUUUAAAGUCUUACAGGCAGCCUUCAAGAAAAUGAAUGUUGAUAAAAUUAUUCCAGUUGAAAGAUUAGUGAAAGGAAAGUUCCAAGACAAUUUUGAAUUUGUUCAGUGGUUCAAGAAAUUCUUUGAUGCGAACUAUGAUGGAAAGGAAUAUGACCCGGUUUUGGCAAGACAAGGACAGGAUGUAAUUCCACCACACAACCCAGGUGAACAAAUAUUCAACAAACCGAAGAGACCUGUAGGCACUGCAGUGCCACAGAGAACAUCUCCUACAGCACCUAAGAUUACAAGAACGCCAAAUGUACCGUCCUCAAUGGGCAUGAGGAAAGCCCAACAUCUUUCUCGAAAUGGAGCGAGCGAUGCAGAUGCCCAGAUAAUAGAGCUAAACCAGCAGCUAAUGGAACUGAAACUGACAGUGGAUGGACUUGAGAAGGAGAGAGACUUUUACUUCAGUAAACUAAGGGACAUUGAACUCAUCUGCCAAGAACAUGAAAAUGAGAACAACCCUGCAGUUCAGAGGAUUGUAGAGGUUCUCUAUGCAACUGAAGAUGGAUUUGCUCCUCCAGAUGAUGAUGACAUUAAUAUAAGUCACCCAGAAGAUGACCAGGAUGAAUACUAAGUCUAUGUAACUGCUACCUAUACCUUUCCUGAUCUGUCUGCUCUCUGUGAUUGAGAUCUUCCCAGGCUGUUUUACUAACAUUAAUUAGAGUUGAGGUUUGUACAGCCACUGCACAAUCACAAUAAUCUGUACACUCUGUAUCACAGAUUGCUACAACUAUAUCAUCCUCAUCACUAUUACUGGCAAACUGUAUUAUAAAAUAUAUUUAAUUUGUAUAUUUUUCUUAAAUGAGUACCUUGCACUUGGUUUGAAAGUAAUCAGAAAUCCAGGAUGAUAAUGCAAGUUGUUUGCCUUUGUGUUAUAAGCAGCAUGCAGUCUAGGUUUCUUUAAGGUUGAAACAGCUUGGAUAUACUUAAAGUCACUUUAUAACUUGUGAAAGCAUGAGGAUAUUUUAGCAAAUGGUUUAUGACAGGGAAGGUGGUGUUUCUAUAGUUUUAUGCAAAUUAGCUUUAAGAAAGUGACUUGGCGGAUUGAGGUCAGGAGAUUAAAGUUUAAUGCUUUAAGGAUAAUUAUUAUUGUAGUUUGCUAUAUACAUGAGGAAUAAGGGACGCUUUUGAUGUGACUAAGAUUAACUCAAUUCCAGCUGCUUUCCAUCAGAAACCACUAAAAUAUGCCUUUGACAUCACAUUUUGCACCGCCUCUCUGAUACUGUGCCCAUGACACUGGUGUGCGGAAACAAAACUUGCAUCUGUGAAAUUUUAUUUAAAAUAAACGUGUGAAAAAUAA
This is a messenger RNA of Pristis pectinata (smalltooth sawfish), 1704 nucleotides long. RefSeq names its product microtubule-associated protein, RP/EB family, member 3b (gene mapre3b). The coding region runs from base 142 to 978 and encodes 278 amino acids. Gene Ontology annotation, biological process: spindle assembly; protein localization to microtubule plus-end; regulation of microtubule polymerization or depolymerization. The transcript has 7 exons. Gene Ontology annotation, molecular function: microtubule plus-end binding. Gene Ontology annotation, cellular component: spindle midzone; microtubule plus-end; microtubule organizing center. The record is from RefSeq and is a predicted model, not a curated record. Lineage: Eukaryota; Metazoa; Chordata; Chondrichthyes; Rhinopristiformes; Pristidae.